Molecule: messenger RNA, 1437 nt
Organism: Hibiscus syriacus
Lineage: Eukaryota; Viridiplantae; Streptophyta; Magnoliopsida; Malvales; Malvaceae
Product: protein ALTERED XYLOGLUCAN 4-like
Exons: 3
Coding region: 46-1317 (423 amino acids)
Cellular component (GO): Golgi apparatus
Molecular function (GO): O-acetyltransferase activity
Source: RefSeq, a predicted model, not a curated record
CUUGUAUCUUCUACUAAUUCGGAGUUUACAUGAAGAAAUAAAGACAUGAAGUCUUCUUCUUCGUCUUCUUCUUCUUCUUCAUCAUCUUAUUAUUAUAUUUUGCGAGAGAGAUGUUUGAACAGAGGGAGUUCUCCAUUUUUCAUGUCUUUCCUUCUUGUAACCGUCAUAUUCGUACCCUUCAUCUUUUAUUCUAUUAACCCUUUAAAUCCCAUCUCCAAACCUCCUCCUAAUAUUAGCUUCUCAGGUUAUACUGAUGGGAUUUUGAAGAACUGUGAUUUGUUCAAGGGCCAUUGGGUGCCGGACCUCCAUGGUUCCCGAUAUACAAACUCGAGUUGCACCACAAUUCCCGAUUCGAAGAACUGCUUCCGCCAUGGAAGGAGUGACACAGGUUUCCUGAAUUGGAGAUGGAAACCUGAAAAAUGUGUUCUUCCAAGGUUUGAUCCCAACAAAUUCCUGGAAUUUGUUAAAGGCAAGAAACUUGGAUUCAUUGGCGACUCUGUUGCUAGGAACCACAUGGAAUCUCUUCUUUGCCUCCUCUCAAAGGUUGAAACUCCGAAAGAUGAGUACAAAGAUUCAGAAGACAGGAAACGGAUUUGGUAUUUUCCUAAUCAUGAUUUCACUCUCAUCAUCCUUUGGACCAAGUUCCUUGUUCAUGGUGAAGAAAGAAUGAUCAAUGGUUCAUCAUCUGGCAUUUUUGAUUUAUUCCUCGACAAAAUUGAUGAAGCAUGGAGCAAAGAUCUUCCUGUUCUCGACUAUGUCAUAAUCUCUGAUGCACAUUGGUUCUUUCGACCAAUUUAUCUACAUGAUAGUACCGGUGUCGUCGGAUGUGUAUACUGCAAUACCCCGAACGUGACGGAUUAUGGUGUUGGAUUCGCCCUGAAGUUGGCACUUCGAUCUGCAUUGAAUCAUGUCAACAAUUGCAAGAUGUGCAAAACGAGGGUCACCUUAGUCCGGACAUUUUCGCCGGCACAUUUUGAGGAUGGGGCAUGGAACACAGGGGGAAGAUGUAACAGGACAGUCCCUUUGAGUGAAUCGGAGAUAAACUCAAGCGGCCUUGAAUGGGAACUGAGGAGCCUGCAAAUGGGAGAGAUUGAAAAGGCGAGGACGGAAGGCGGUAAGCUCGGAAAAAGGUUUGGGGUACUGGAUGUGACGAAGGCGAUGAUGAUGAGAGCGGAUGGUCACCCUGGUGAGUUCUGGGGAAAUAAAUGGAUGAAGGGUUAUAAUGACUGUGUUCAUUGGUGCAUGCCAGGUCCCAUUGAUGUGUGGAAUGAUUUUUUCAUGGCAAUACUGAUAAGAGAAGCUUCAUUUGUUUCUUAGUGAAAGGGCUUUUAGAUACUUAGGGAUCAUCUACAUGAUAUAUUUUACAUCUUAAUAAUUUGAUCUCCAAUUUUUUAUUCUUGUCGAUACAAUAAAUUAUUAUAUAGUUUUCAUUGUAAU